Neoarthrinium moseri is the source of this 1896-nucleotide messenger RNA. RefSeq lists its product as uncharacterized. The transcript has 2 exons. Gene Ontology annotation, biological process: DNA-templated transcription; regulation of DNA-templated transcription. The record is from RefSeq and is a predicted model, not a curated record. Bases 1 to 1896 code for a protein of 631 amino acids. Gene Ontology annotation, molecular function: zinc ion binding; DNA-binding transcription factor activity, RNA polymerase II-specific; transcription cis-regulatory region binding. Gene Ontology annotation, cellular component: nucleus. Lineage: Eukaryota; Fungi; Ascomycota; Sordariomycetes; Amphisphaeriales; Apiosporaceae.
AUGGCCGGUCCCUUAAAUGCUCAAGUUGCCUCAUCGCCGGUGAGCGAAUUGCGCGAUGCUUCCGGGGACAGCAACCCGCCGGAUAGCAACCGCAAGAUUACAGCCUGUGUCGCGUGCCGGAAGCAGAAGAUCAAAUGUCACAUGCCUGGCUCUCGCCCCCCAUGUAGCAGAUGCAACAAGCGAGGUCUCUCUUGCACGGUCAAUCGCAGCCUGCAAAUGUUGUUGGAGAGUGACACAGUGUGGAAGGACUCGGUGGAAAAGAAGAUCCAGGGGCUGCAGGAUGCAAUUGACAAGCUCACGUCCCAAGCUUUUCCUCAGGAAAAAGAGCAACAUCCAGACUGUCAAGGUUCUCCGGAGCUACAGAUGAACAGAGACUGCCGUACUCGGCCUGCGCAGUUGUCAUCGGAUAUUCUAGCGCAGAAUCCCACUCACUGGAAUGUUGUCCUGGAUCCACAAGCCGACCCUGGAACGGUCCCAGGUUCCUACAUUGCGCAGAUCAACACCACUGACGAGGAGCCGCGUGCCCAUCAUCGAGGAGACUUGGUCUCGAAAGGUAUUAUAGCUCUCGACAGGGCGAAACUGUAUUUUGAGAACUAUCAGCAAAGACUGGACCACUUUGUUUAUCGUGUCCUAGGCGACCACUGUCUUGUGACUUUCGAGGGCACGCGAGGAGCAUCCCCUAUGUUGCUCGCUGCUACUUGCACAGUAGGUGCUCUGCACUCCUCGAGCCGAAUUCAGGACUUCAACGCUUGUCGAGCCGAGUUCGUCUCCCUCUGCGAGAGACAAAGCAUGGUUUCCACCAGCAACAUUGAAGAUGUUCAAGCUCUCUGCAUCGGAGCCUUCUGGCUUACCGAUGUAUCCUGGUCACUCGUCGCCGCAGCAGUACGUGCUGCCACGGAUCUCCAACUUCACAAGAGCUUUUUCAAGGCAAUACGAGGUGAUCAACAGCAUUACCUGAGGGCCCGUCUAUAUUACCAUGUGUAUGCCUGUGAUCACCAUGCAUCAAUUGCCUUCGGAAAGCCGCCGUUGACGAGAGACUGCGAAGCUGUCCGCCGAGCAAGGGAUUUCCUGGGCUGCAAGCAGGCCACAGAGGAUGAUGCGCGACUUGUGAGUCAGGUUUGCCGCUGGAGCUUGCUUUCUAGUGUUUUCAAUACGUUCGGUGUUGAUGUCGACCGGCCACUCAUAAACACCGAGAUAGCCGAGCUUAGGAAGUUCGGCAUUGCCUUGGACAGCCUCCGAGCGGAAUGGGUUGAUAGAUUCGCGCACAAUGCACACGUGGGCAACUAUCCCAGCAAGGGAGUCAGCCUGCAGUAUUACUUUGCCAGACUUUAUCUCUGCUCUCACGCUUUCCGUGGAGCAGGGUCGGGGAGUGCACGGUCGAACCCGGACCACCUGGAUAUCGAGCGAGACGAAAUAGCCAACAUGGCAGUGCUGUCAGCGAUAUCAAUUCUUCGUUGUGUCGUGUCGGAUUCGGAAAUUGCAUCGUUUCUGAACGGGCUACCGACAUAUUUCGAUGUCAUGAUUACCUUUGCGGUCGUAUUUCUACUCAAAGUGUCCGCCAAACCAUCUAGCCACAUCCCGCUCGACAGCCAUGGUCUUAGGGAUUUGAUCCACAAGACUGUCACGACAUUGAUACGCGUCACAUCCACCAUGAACCCGCGUCAUGUACUUGUCAGCAUCUCAAAAGGCCUUAGUAACUUGUGGCAACAAUCUUAUGCCGGCGGAGAAGAUGCCUCCACCAACAUCACCUCUUCCGCGGAGAGGGAACACCCAACGGAGCCAUGGAAUGGCGAUGUUGCGUUUGAUCCCUACUUCCUGAGCGCAUUCGAUUUCCAGGCAAUCUACACAAUGGAUGCUGGUCUGGAUUUGUCAAUGGAUAAUAUUGAAGGGCUCUGA